Messenger RNA from Dichotomopilus funicola, 1161 nucleotides. Its product is annotated as RmlC-like cupin domain-containing protein. NCBI's taxonomy places the organism in Eukaryota, Fungi, Ascomycota, Sordariomycetes, Sordariales, Chaetomiaceae. The record is from RefSeq and is a predicted model, not a curated record. The transcript has a single exon. Bases 1 to 1161 code for a protein of 386 amino acids.
AUGAAGACCUUUUUGAGAAACAUCACCAUUGUUUUAUCAGUUGCUGUGGGAAUAUUCUCUAUUUUGGCGCUGCUCUUGACGAAAGAAGAUCUUUCUCUUUUGACGAGUGCUACGAACUCGGUACUUGAAAAAAUCUUGACGACUACUACAACGAGAACAACGACAAACGCCAACAUAAACACCAACAUAAACACCAACACAAACACGGACACAAACAUCAUCCCAGAAAACAUCAUGCCCGCCACCACCACCACCACCGCCCGGCUCAUCCCCCGGCUCAUCCGGCAAACCUUCCUGGCCGUCGAGCAAGCCGAAGGUGCCGGCGCGCGCGUCCGCCGCUCCAUCGGCAACGCCAAACUCCGCAACUUCUCCCCCUUCCUCAUGCUCGACCACUUCACCUCCUCCGCCGGCGGCUUUCCCGACCACCCCCACCGCGGCCAGGAAACCAUCACCUACCUGAUCGACGGCGCCAUCGACCACGAGGACUUUGCGGGCAACCGCGGCCGUUUGGGUGCCGGCGACCUGCAGUUCAUGACGGCCGGCCGCGGGAUUGUCCAUGCCGAGAUGCCGGUGCAUGGUGAGGAUGGGAAGCCGAAUGUCGGGUUGCAGUUGUGGGUGGAUUUGCCCAAGAAGUUGAAGGCGUGUGAGCCGCGGUAUCGCGAUCUGCGCGCGGAGGAGAUCCCCAUUGCGGAGGCGGAUGAGGGGAAGGUGAAGAUCAAGGUUAUUAGCGGCCAGAGUCAGGGGGUGGACUCGGUAAGGGAUCUGGCGUACACACCCGUGUGGUUGUUGGAUAUCGAGAUCCAGCCUGGCGGCAAGAUUGUGCAGCCGCUGCCGGAGGGGUGGAAUGCGUUUGCGUAUGUGCUGGAGGGGGAGGUGUUGAUUGGGGAGGAAGGGAACCAGAGGCCUGUGGGGCAGUUCCAUAACGCGGUGUUUGAGGGUGAGGGCCAGGCGGUGUAUGCGGCGGUGGAUAAGGGGGCGGAGAGGAGUGCGCGGUUUGUGUUGGUCGCGGGCACGCCGUUGGAUCAGAAGAUUGUGCAGUAUGGGCCGUUUGUGUUGACGAGCCAGGAGGAGGUGUAUCAGGCGUUUAUGGACUACCAGACGCACUCGAAUGGGUUUGAGAGGGCGGCCGGAUGGGAGAGUGAGAUUGGGAAGAGGAUUUAG